UUCCAGCUUGAAAAUCUGUAAAUAUUCAAGUGUUCAAAGGGGAUGAAAUUUGUUUUAAUUCUGCUGUCUCCUGAGGAGAGAAUAUGAAGGACUGUUCUGACGAUGAAUUCUGGGACCAGCUUCUGCGCAAAUGUUCUCAAUGUACGAACCAUUGCGGUGAACAUGUGAAAGUCAUGUGCAGGGCUUACUGUGAGGUUCAGAGAUGUAAAGAUGCUUCACAAUCGUACUGGGACAAACUGUUGCGAAAAUGUGUGAAGUGCUCAGAUGUGUGUGGACAACAUCCUCAGCAGUGUUCGAACAUAUGUCAAGAGAACACGGUGUUCAAUUCAGACACUGUGUCUACCUUCAGACACUGUCUACCUACCGAAGAGCAUUUCAACAUCCUGAUCUACACAGUGCUGGCAGUCAGUCUCUGUGUUGUCACUUGUGUGUUUUUGAUGCUGUUGGUUUACAGCUUUAGGAGGAAGGUCAGUUCCACACGUGAUGCAGCUGUGACUGGACACAAGAGAGAUGUCUCCUCAAAAGACCGCCUGGUGCAAGUUGGUGUUGACGGAGAUGAGCAGAAUCGAAGUCUGUCUUCGGAGCCAUCAGAAACAUGUAGCUAUUGUUGCUGUGAACGGAAACUUACAGAAAGAGAGAAAAAAGAAUUUGCAAACACACCAGCAGGUCAUCAGUGCCUCCCAAUUCCACCUAUUGCCAGAACGCAAUCACUGGCUCCUGUCCCAGCUCACAAAGACAAAACGUUUCAAAUCAUCUGUUCUCCUUCACAAGCUAGCACAUGAGGAAAAAUGGACUACUUCUUCACCCAUUUCUUGUAUUAGGAAUGAGUUAAGAAAGACUCGCAAAUUAGUUCCUAUUUGUUAAUAAGCAGAUCCCCUAAUCAACACGUACCUGCAAUCCAGUGAGCUGUUCCCAGACUCUGUUCCUUGUAGUUAGUUCUCCCAAUCUGUGACUGCUUUUACCAGAGAGGAAAAAACACUUUAUAUAAAAUGGUUUUAUGAUGUAGGACCUGCUUGUAAGUCCAAAUAAGAUCUUUUAACUCAGGAUAAGGAAAUCCCUCCCAGUCAUGCAAAUAGAUGGAGGGCGCAGGGAGCAGUGUAUUGUGUUAGAAAAUCAAGAGGGAAUUAAGUAGCUAUUAAUUGAACAAAUUGAUUGAGGGUUUAAUUAAUUUUCCAACCUUUGGAACCAGCCAAUUUUUCUUUUUGGUUUGGUCUGACAGGUAGGGAAACCAUCAUUGUUAAGAGAAUCCAAACCAGACAUGGUUCUUGGUAUACCACCUGCACAUGGAAUGUUCACUCGCUCCCCGUUUACUUAGUUCCACGGGGCAUUAGAUGCAGAUUGGCAAGAGCCAAGGCUUUGGUAUCCCAGUGUGUGUGUGUAUUAGGGAAAACUGCACAGCUUGCUAUUGAAAACACCAUCUGGCAAAAGCUUCCUGCUGCUUGUCCAGCUAACACCACCCAACCUGUUACAGCUCAAGCUUGUAAAGCAGGAGUGGAGUGGGAAGAUUCCCUAUCCCCAGCCAAAUGGAGUGCGAUGGCACUUUCUGUCCCAAUCCCAGGAAGUGAAGAAUCAAGAGGAGUAAAGAGAUGUUUUCCAUGCACUAUUUUCUGUAAGAAUAUAAAGUUCAAACCCAACAAUCUCCUCGAACAAAGAAAAUCUGGAUCCUGAUGACUCAGUGUUCUGUAAUUUCUGAUUCUAAUUCCUUCAGUUUGUAACUCAGGAAAUGCUGGAAAUGGUACAAAAUCCUCCAUCUAACCUUCAGCUUGACAAUAUAGAAACAUCUGGAGACUCAGCUGUAACCAGUACAGGAUCAUCUGCAAUGAGUUUAAUUAAUUCUGGAAUAAACAAGAAUUAAAAUAUCA
Callorhinchus milii (elephant shark) is the source of this 1862-nucleotide messenger RNA. RefSeq names its product tumor necrosis factor receptor superfamily member 13B. Gene Ontology annotation, cellular component: plasma membrane. The record is from RefSeq and is a predicted model, not a curated record. The transcript is spliced from 5 exons. NCBI's taxonomy places the organism in Eukaryota, Metazoa, Chordata, Chondrichthyes, Chimaeriformes, Callorhinchidae. Bases 84 to 782 code for a protein of 232 amino acids.